Messenger RNA from Lampris incognitus (smalleye Pacific opah), 5415 nucleotides. RefSeq names its product eukaryotic translation initiation factor 2 alpha kinase 4 (gene eif2ak4). Gene Ontology annotation, biological process: DNA damage checkpoint signaling; regulation of translational initiation by eIF2 alpha phosphorylation. The transcript is spliced from 39 exons. Gene Ontology annotation, molecular function: protein binding; ATP binding; eukaryotic translation initiation factor 2alpha kinase activity. The record is from RefSeq and is a predicted model, not a curated record. Lineage: Eukaryota; Metazoa; Chordata; Actinopteri; Lampriformes; Lampridae. The coding region runs from base 95 to 5056 and encodes 1653 amino acids. Gene Ontology annotation, cellular component: cytosol.
GACUGCUGCAGAGUGCCAUACCUCAGCGCUUCCGUAUUAUUUCUGAUAGGAGACAGGACGUGUGAUAUGGUUGCAAUGUAGUGCUGGCAGGAGAAUGAGCAGUCAGCAGACUCCGACGGAUGGAACGGAUGAUUACACAAUUCAGCAGGAAAAUGAGCUGGAGGCUCUAGCAUCUAUCUUUGGAGAUGACUUUGAGGAUUUGCGCAGUAAAGACAAAUGGAAGAUUAAAAGGCCCGCAGAGGCGUACCUCUGCCUGCGACCCAAUGGGCUGAGCAAUGGACAAGAAAGUUACGUCACUGUGGAUUUGCAGGUCAGAUGCCCACCCACCUACCCCGAUGUGCCUCCGGAGCUGGAGCUGAAGAACCCCAACGGCCUUUCAAAUGAAAAUCUCCAGAGCCUGCAGAGCGAGCUCACCAAACUCGCUGCCGCGCGAUGUGGGGAGGUAAUGAUCUAUGAGCUAGCGGGCCAUGUCCAGGGUUUUCUCAGUGAGCACAACAAGCCCCCUUCUUGUUCCUUCCAUGAGGAGAUGUUGAAGAACCAGCAGAGGCAGCAGGAGAGACUUGCCCUAGAAGAACAGCAGAGGAUGGACCAACGGCGCAAACAGGAGGAGGAGAUGGAAAAAGAGAUCAUGGCUGAAAUCCAAAGAAGAGAGGAGGAGAAGCGAGAAGAAAAAAGGAGAAAGGAAAUGGCCAAACAGGAGCGCCUUGAGAGUAUGGAACAGCCAAACCCUGACAAUUCUGCAUUAGGGAAAAGCCCGCCCCAUUCAGCUGUUGCUCCUGAACAGAUGGAGUCUAAGAAAGGAGUCACCAACCGGCGAAGGACUACUUCCAAUACCCGCCACAGGCGUGAUACGUUCAGUGAAGACAACCAUCGCUCUCAAGAGCAGCUUCACUUCAAUAACAGUACGGUUGGAGAGCUCGUAGUCCACAAAGGGAAGUCCAUAGGUGCAAGUGAAAGGCUCGGCCGAAAUGUUUAUUAUGGCUUUGAGUCCAACUCAGGUGACUACGUUGUGAUCUAUGAGUGGUCCCUACGUUGGAGCAAGAAGAUGAGCAAGUUCUUCACUAGCCAAGAGAAGGGCAAGAUUGAGAACUGUAAAAAGCAGAUCCAUGCGGCGGAGAGCGAGUUCAACUCAUUGCUGAAGCUGGAACAUCCCAACCUGGUGCGCUACCAGGCAUUAAGCUCCAUGGAGCGGGAGGACUCCCUGGAGGUUAACCUGCUGGUAGAACAUGUGGCUGGCACCAACCUGAAUCACAGCCUGGUCGAACACACCACUGUACCACUGGACAGACUCCGCCAUUACACUGCCCAGCUCCUGGCCGCUCUGGACUACCUCCACUCCAGCUCUGUAGUUCACAAACACCUCGGAGCCUCGAGUGUGCUGGUGGACUCCCAGGGCAACAUUCGUUUAACUGAUUAUAGCUUAUCAAAGAGACUGGCUGAUGUUUGCAAAGAGGAUAUUUUUGAGCAAGCCCAUGUGCGCUUCUGUGAGGGUACAGCAAUGCCAACCAAAACGGGCAAAAAGGGUGACGUCUGGAGCCUGGGGCUGCUGCUGCUGGCUCUGUGCCAGGGGAAAGAAGUGAAGGAGUACCCGGUGACAGUGCCGACCAGCCUACCCGCUGACUUCCAGGACUUCCUCAACAGGUGCCUGUGUUUGAAUGAUGUUGACCGUUGGACUACCCAGCAACUCUUAGAUCACUCCUUCCUCAACCCUCCACCAGCCAAAGCCCUGCCAGUGUGCCAGGAUUCCAGUCCAGAAGACCUGGCUGUCGACUUUGCAUCGUCGGUCAUCCCUCGUAGCCACAUCCUCAAUGCUCCGUUCAGCUCAGGGGUGCAGAGACAGUUUUCCCGCUACUACAAUGAGUUUGAAGAGCUCCAGUUGUUGGGGAAAGGAGCCUUUGGAGCUGUUAUUAAGGUCCAAAACAAACUAGACGGUUGCUACUAUGCUGUGAAACGUAUCCAGGUCAACCCUGCUAGUAAGCAGUUCAGACGGAUAAAAGGUGAAGUGACUCUACUCUCGCGUCUCAACCAUGAGAAUAUUGUGCGCUACUACAAUGCCUGGAUAGAGCGGCAUGAGACGCCCACCACAGGGGUGCUGAGCCUCACCGACAGCUCUGAGUCCAGGGGCACAGCUGACCAGCGCCCCCAAGGAAGGGGGCCUCUGCCAGAGGUAAAUGAGCUGGGCCUACCUGACAACGUGGAGGACAACGCGCCACCCCCAGCCCUGGCAAGCUCUGUGGAAUGGUCCACCUCCAUUGAGAGAUCCUCCAGCAUCAAAUGUAGUAGACAUGAGUCAAGCGAGGAUGAGGAUGAUGAAGAGGAUGUGUUUUGUGCGUCCUUUUUGCCAUCUGGCAGUGACUCAGGAAGUGACAUCAUCUUUGACAAUGGCGAUGAAAGCACAGAUGACCUAUCUGAGGCUGAGCCAAGCAAAAGACCUUCGACCAACACAACAGAGAGCGCGGACUCGGAUCGAGCUCCCUUCAUAGCUCAUUAUUUGUAUAUACAGAUGGAAUACUGUGAAAAGAGCACUUUAAGAGACACCAUAGAUCAAGGCCUAUACCAGGACAACAGCCGGCUAUGGAGGCUUUUUAGGGAGAUACUGGAUGGCCUCGCCUACAUCCAUGAGCAGGGGAUGAUUCAUAGAGACUUGAAACCUGUCAACAUUUUCCUCGACUCACAGGACCACGUGAAGAUCGGAGAUUUUGGCCUGGCUACAGACCAUCCUGCUACUAACAUGGCUGCAGACAAAUUGGAAGUGGAGGAGAGUGGUUUUGGCGUGAUGACCAAACCAGACCCAACAGACAACAUGACGGGCAUGGUUGGUACCGCCCUCUAUGUCAGUCCAGAGGUUCAAGGAAACACCAAGGCCACCUAUAACCAGAAAGUGGACCUCUUCAGCCUGGGUAUCAUCCUGUUUGAGAUGUCCUACCGGCCCAUGACCACUGGGGCUGAACGCAUCGCUGUGCUGAGCCAGCUACGCACGGAGGACAUCCACUUCCCUGAGGACUUUACUGUGACCGAUAGAGAAAUGCAGAGGAAGGUGAUAGUGUGGCUGCUGAACCAUGACCCUGCCCUGAGGCCCACGGCGCAGGAGCUGCUGAAGAGCAAGCUGCUGCCCCCACCACAGAUGGAGGAAUCCGAGCUCCAUGAGGUUCUGCAGCACACUAUGGCCAAUGUCAACGGCAAGGCCUACCGCACCAUGGUGGGCCAGUUGUUCGCUCAGAACACCUCACCUGUCAUGGACUACGCCUACGACAUGGACCUGCACAAAGGUAGCUUCAAUUUCUGCAGUGCCAAAUUGCAGCAGUAUGUGUACGAAACAAUCGCCAGGAUAUUCAAGAAGCAUGGUGCUGUACGUUUCCAGACCCCGAUGCUUCUCCCCAGAAACAGGAAAUUGUACGAAGGUUGCGAGCUGGCCUGCUUCAUGGACCACAGUGGAAUGUUGGUUACACUACCCUAUGACCUUCGCAUGACAUUCGCAAGAUUUGUGGCCCGCAAUAAUAUAACACAUAUGAAGAGGUAUAGCAUCGAGCGUGUGUUUCGUCCCAGAAAGCAGGACCGGCUGCACCCGAGGGAGCUGAUGGAGUGUGCCUUUGACAUCAUCACACCAGUCACCAACAGCUUGCUGCCCGAUGCUGAGACCAUCUUCACUAUCUCAGAGAUAGUCCAAGAGUUCCCUGCACUGCAGGAGAGGAACUAUCACAUUUACUUGAACCACGUCAGUCUGCUGAAGGCCAUAGUGCUCCACAGCGGGGUCCCCGAGGACAAGCUGAGCCAGGCCUCCAGCAUUCUGUGUGACGCCAUGAGCGAGAAGCUGACCAAACGUGAGGUGGAGGCAAAGUUCUUCAACCUUUCACUAUCUACCGUCAGUUUGCAGACACUGUAUAAGUACAUAGAGCAGAAGGGGGAGCUGCAGGAACUGGCGCCACUAUUGACCUCACUCACCAAACAGAAAACCGCCGUCACCCAGCUGGCCAAGCAGGGCCUCAAGGACCUGGAGGAGCUUAUUGUGCUAUUGCGUAAACUGGGAGUUAAACUGCCGCUGGUGGUCAACCUAGGCCUGAUGUAUAAGGUGCAGCACCAUUCUGGGGUUAUCUUCCAGUUUGUCGCCUUCAUCAAGAAGCGCAAGCGGACCGUGCCUGAGAUUGUGGCUGCAGGGGGGCGCUAUGAUCACUUGAUCCUGGAUUUCAAAGGGCCAGCCUCCUUAGCACCUGUCCCCUCUGCAAUGGGGGCCAGCGUGGCCCUGGACAAAGUCUGCGCUGCCAUGGCCAAUAUGGAAGAGCCACCUUUAGUGAGUUCCUGUGAUGUAAUGGUGGUCCCAGUGGGCCACAUGUCAAUGUCCAGAGCUAUCAACGUUGUCCAGAAGCUGUGGAGUGCCGGUGUCUCAGCGGACAUUGCUUAUGAUGUCUCACAGUCUCAGGAGACCUUGCUGGAGCACUGUAGGCAGGCUGGCAUCACCAGCAUGGCCCUGGUUUCUGACAAGGAGGGCAACUAUAUCAAGGUCAAGUCCUUUGAGAAGGACAGACAGUCUGAGAAGCGGAUUCCCGAGUCAGACCUGGUGGACCACAUCAUUCAGAAAUUUCGGACCAAAUUCUUUGAGGAGAGAAACAUCAGGGAAAUCACUGAAAGCAUCACUCUUCAAAACCCCAAAGCAUCAAUGCUCAACAUCUCAGGCUCAUCAGAGCAGCAUGGGAGCAGCAGCACCAUGAAUGUGAAUGUCAUCAGCCCAGAGAAGGUUUCUGCCAGCACUAGACGACGCUAUGAGACUCAGAUCCAAACCAGAUUGCAGAAUCUUGGGAGCAAUUUGCAGAACAAGAGCAAUGACAUAGAAGUUCUGGGAGUGGACCUGCAGAGGGAAACACUCAUCAACUUCCUGUCUCUGGAGUUUGACAGCGAAGACCAGUUUAACGUCAGUGUAAAGCAUCUGCUGUCUCACCUUCCUAAGCAGCGCUACCUCAAGUCCAUCUGUGAGCAGAUACAUCAUUUCAAACUUGUUAAAAGGGUGGCUGUGGUGGUCUUGUACAGCUACAGAGAAGACUACUACAAGGUCCUCCUCUGAAAGCAAAGGCCUGGCCCAGAUCUUCCCAUCUCUUCCAGGGAUACAAGUCUUUCAUUGACUCCAGUCAACCUCAGGCAGAACAGUUCCGGACAGUGAUGGCUUUAUAUACCAUGUUACCCAAAAGAACAGAUUUUAUUUUAUUUUAUUUUAUCUUUUUUUAAAAUGUUGAAUUGGACCUACAGUCAUCCAUUCUGCCCCACAUUCCUCUCAUUUCAUAAAGUAGACAAGAAGUCUACUGGAUUUUACUGCCUUAAAAAAAACAAUCAUAUUUCAUACACAAAGGGCUGUCCGUUAAAGACUAUUUGUCAUCAAUACAAGAAUCUUUCAUUUUGAAAAAGUGAUAGAAUAUCAGAAAUAAA